This is a messenger RNA of Drosophila montana, 1261 nucleotides long. RefSeq lists its product as uncharacterized. The record is from RefSeq and is a predicted model, not a curated record. The transcript has a single exon. Bases 82 to 1023 code for a protein of 313 amino acids. NCBI's taxonomy places the organism in Eukaryota, Metazoa, Arthropoda, Insecta, Diptera, Drosophilidae.
CUCCUAUCAAACGGACUCAACAGCUGUUAUCUUGUUGUUCUGCUGCUGCUCAGGUGUUUUUGCUUUAUUUAUCUCUGAUCAAUGAGAAUGAACAUCGAUCAGCUAAAUGACGACUGCCUGUGCAUUAUAUUGGAAUACUUGACAUUGCCAGACCAAAUCGCAAUGGCCCGGAGCUCGUUGCGGUAUGAGGAGCUGCUCGCCGAAAUUGUGUGGCGCAAGCCGCGUUACCGUGAGGUAUCCAUAUCGGAUGAUAUGCUGGCGCCACUGAACAAGGAGGAUUAUAUAUACUUUUUCGAGCUGACCAGCACACACAUGGAGAAGCUGUACAUCUGGAAUGUGCAUGACAAGGCGUUCGAUUCGUAUCUGGGACGGCAUUUGAUGCGUCCCGACCUGGACUUCUAUCUGUGCCUUAACCUGAACAAUCUGCGCGAGCUAUGCGUCACCGAUAAUUACAUGAACAACAGCAUGAUACAGAACUUAGCCAAGAGUUGUCCACACUUGCAAAGCCUGAGCGUGUCCAGCGCCUACAUAACGGGCAUGUUUAUGGUUGGCCUGCAAAAUCUACAGACGCUUGUGGCCCGGGAAUGCUCCAUCGAGGCCGAACACCUGACCGAGCUGCUGGCACAGCUGCAGCUGACCACACUGGACCUCACGUCCAAUCGAUACAAUUUGGAGCAAACCAUACUGGAAGCGCCCGCCGCUGGCCUGUUACGUUUGCAGCGUUUGGGCAUCUCUGAUGCACAGGACUGUGGCUUUCGCAUCGCUGAGCAGCUGCCACAGCUGAAGGAGCUGGUUGUCAGCUAUCAUGGUGUUAUGGCGAAGGUUUUGCAUGAUAUGCUAGACACAACGCGGCAACUAGUCGAGUCCUCGGAUACGAAAUUCCCAAAGCGCCUGCAAUCGAUUAUGUGCAAUGUGGUCGAUGUGGAAGUGGCCCUAGAGCAGAUAACUGGCCUGGAGACGCGCUGUCCACGCGAAUCUCCCAAGUUCUGUGAGAUUUUAAAGAUAAUUUACAAAUGCAAAUAGGCCAUCAAAUGUUGCUACUCGGUAGCUAUUUUUAGAUCAAUGCAUUUGGCAUUCUAAUAUUGGCAUGAAGUGCAUAUAUAUGUACAGUGGAAGCUCGCUUAGGCGGUUAUCUAAGGCUAAAGUUUUCUGCCCUCUGAUGUGAUUACAUAAGUAGUAAAAAGACAACAAAACAUACACUCAAAUUUUACCAAGUUUUUACCAAAGUUCUUUAAGAUAAAUAAAAGACGAAUAUAUAAAA